CUGCCCACUCCUGCCUUCCCUCUGCGCCAUGGCUCCGGGCCCACUUGCCUCGGCGCUUCUCUCGCCGUCACCUGCUGCCCUGCCCUUCCUGCUGCUGCUCUGGGCUGGGGCAUCUCGUGGCCAGCCGUGUCCCGGCCGCUGCAUCUGCCAGAACGUGGCACCCACGUUGACCAUGCUGUGCGCCAAGACUGGCUUGCUCUUUGUGCCGCCCGCCAUCGACAGGCGUGUGGUGGAGCUGAGGCUCACCGACAACUUCAUUGCGGCUGUGCGCCGCCGCGACUUUGCCAACAUGACCAGCUUGGUGCAUCUCACCCUCUCCCGGAACACCAUUGGCCAGGUGGCAGCUGGCGCCUUUGCUGACCUCCGCGCCCUCCGUGCCCUGCACCUUGACAGCAACCGUCUAGCUGAGGUACGCGGUGACCAGCUCCGAGGCCUGGGCAACCUCCGCCACCUGAUCCUUGGCAACAACCAGAUCCGCAAGGUGGAGCCAGCCGCCUUUGACGCCUUCCUGUCCACUGUGGAGGACCUGGAUCUAUCCUACAACAACCUGGAGGCCCUGCCUUGGGAAGCGGUGGGCCAGAUGGUGAACCUCAACACCCUCACACUGGACCACAAUCUCAUCGACCACAUCGCCGAGGGGACCUUCGUGCAGCUGCACAAGCUGGUGCGCCUGGAUAUGACCUCCAACCGUCUGCACAAACUCCCACCUGAUGGGCUCUUUCUGAGGUCCCAGGGUGGGGGACCCAAGCCACCCACGCCACUGACUGUCAGCUUUGGUGGAAACCCACUGCACUGCAACUGCGAGCUGCUCUGGCUGCGGCGGCUGACCCGGGAGGAUGACCUGGAGACCUGUGCCACCCCGGAGCACCUCACUGACCGCUACUUCUGGUCUAUCCCUGAGGAGGAGUUCCUGUGUGAACCCCCACUGAUCACACGGCAGGCUGGGGCCCGGGCCCUGGUGGUAGAGGGCCAGGCGGUCAGUUUGCGCUGCCGGGCAGUGGGGGACCCUGAGCCCGUGGUGCAUUGGGUGGCACCUGAUGGGCGACUGCUGGGGAACUCCAGCCGGACCCGGGUCCGGGGGGAUGGGACGCUGGAUGUGACCAUCACCACCCUGCGGGACAGUGGCACGUUCACUUGCAUUGCCUCCAAUGCGGCAGGGGAAGCCACAGCACCCGUGGAGGUGUGCGUGGUACCUUUGCCACUGAUGGCACCCCCACCUGCUGCCCCGCCACCUCUCACCGAGCCUGGAUCCUCUGACAUCGCCACACCAGGCAGAGCUGGUGCCAAUGAUUCUACUGCUGAGCGCAGGCUGGUGGCAGCGGAGCUAACCUCUAGUUCGGUGCUUAUCCGCUGGCCCGCCCAGAGGCCGGUGCCUGGCAUCCGUAUGUACCAGGUCCAGUAUAACAGCUCGGUGGAUGACUCCCUCGUCUACAGGAUGAUCCCGUCCACCAGCCAGACCUUCCUGGUGAAUGAUCUGGCCGCUGGCCGCGCCUACGACUUGUGUGUUUUGGCAGUUUAUGAUGACGGGGCCACCGCCCUGCCGGCUACGAGAGUGGUGGGCUGUGUGCAAUUCACCACUGCUGGGGAUCCUGCACCUUGCCGUCCGCUGAGGGCCCAUUUCUUGGGCGGCACCAUGAUCAUCGCCAUCGGGGGCGUCAUUGUUGCCUCAGUCCUUGUUUUCAUCGUUCUGCUCAUGAUUCGCUACAAGGUGUAUGGUGAUGGGGACAGCCGCCGAGGCAAGGGCACCUCCAGGUCGCCCCCGCGGGUCAGUCACGUGUGCUCGCAGACCAAUGGCGCAGGCGCGCAGCAGGCUCCGCAGGACCGCUACGAGGCGCUGCGCGAGGUGGCCCCCGGGCGCGAGGUGGCUGUGCCAGCUGCUGCCGGUGUCGCCGUCGAGGCCAAAACCAAGGCCACUGUAGCCGAGGCAACUUGCGUGGAACCAGAGGUGGUAUUGGGACGCUCGCUAGGCGGCUCAGCCACCUCACUGUGCCUGCUUCCCUCCGAGGAAACUUCUGGGGAGGAAUCUCAGGCUGGGACAGGGCCUCGGAGGAGCCGUUCUGGGGCGCUGGGGCCGCCAGCUUCAGCGCCCCCGACUCUAGCCCUGGUUCCAGGGGGAGCCUCAGCCCGCCCGAGGCCGCAGCAGCGCUACUCCUUCGACGGGGACUAUGGGGCGCUCUUCCAGAGUCACAGUUACCCGCGCCGCGCCCGGCGGACAAAGCGCCACCGCUCCACUCCACACCUGGACGGGGCCGGAGGGGGCGCGGCCGGGGAGGAUGGAGACCUGGGGCUGGGCUCCGCCAGGGCGCGCCUGGCCUUUACCAGCACCGAGUGGAUGCUGGAGAGUACCGUGUGAGCGGUGGGCGGGCACCGGGAUGCCUGGGACCGCGGACCCACACCCAGCUGCCCGGACCUAGGUGGACCUGGGGAGCGCGCAGAGCCCGGACGCCUGCAACAGCAGCGAACUGGAGCGCAUCGCCCCGCUCUUCUGAGAGGGGCGGGGCCUCCCAGCUAGGCCCGAGGCCACGCCCCCGCCAGGGGCUCGGGUGGGACCGUCCCUCCCCCGCCCCUCCCCCCGCGCGCUCGCGUACCUCGCUGGAGCCGGUGCCUUACACAGCGAAGCGCGGGGAGGGGCAGGGCCCCCCAACACUGCAGCACUGAGACACGAGCCUCCUCCCCCAGCCCAGGACCCGGGGCAGGGGCGAGGGGCCCAUUUCUUGUAUCUGGCUGGACUAGAUCCUAUUCUGUCCCGCGGCGGCCUCCAAAGCCCCACCACACCCCACUCACCGCCCGGGUCCCAGAGGGUCUGGCUUGGGAUCCUCUUAUCCCCUGUCUGUCUCUGUCUUGCCCUCUGUCUGUCUUAUGUCUCUGUCCUGUCCUUUGUCCCUCCUUUUCCGGCCCUCCCAGUUUGGCCCAGUCUUCCCAUCUCUCCAGAUCUCCGUUCCCUACUCUCCCGGGCAGGUCCCACAGGAAGGACCAGACUCUCCCCUAUGCCUUCCUCGUCCCCCAAUGAAUCCCCCAUGAACAGAAUCCAAAACCAAAUCUCCCUCCCUACCGGAGCUGGGACCCUCCGCCGCAGCAGAAUUAAAC
Octodon degus (degu) is the source of this 3087-nucleotide messenger RNA. It is a transcript of the gene Lrfn1, whose product is annotated as leucine rich repeat and fibronectin type III domain containing 1. Bases 29 to 2353 code for a protein of 774 amino acids. The record is from RefSeq and is a predicted model, not a curated record. Gene Ontology annotation, molecular function: protein binding. NCBI's taxonomy places the organism in Eukaryota, Metazoa, Chordata, Mammalia, Rodentia, Octodontidae. The transcript has 2 exons.